This is a messenger RNA of Lotus japonicus, 1129 nucleotides long. RefSeq names its product short chain aldehyde dehydrogenase 1-like. The transcript is spliced from 3 exons. Bases 66 to 890 code for a protein of 274 amino acids. Lineage: Eukaryota; Viridiplantae; Streptophyta; Magnoliopsida; Fabales; Fabaceae. The record is from RefSeq and is a predicted model, not a curated record.
CACAUUGUGUCUACCACUUGUGAUUGCUCAGUAGUAUUAGUCCAAGACGAGCAAAUCCUCCUUCCAUGGCUUCGAAAAGGCUUGAUGGUAAAGUGGCAAUAAUCACAGGAGGUGCUAGCGGCAUUGGUGCUGCUACUGCUAAACUAUUUGUUCAACAUGGAGCCAAAGUAAUCAUUGCAGACAUCCAAGAUGACUUAGGCAUGUCCCUUUGCAAGACUCUUGAACCAAACUUCAACAAUAUUAUCUAUGCUCACUGCGACGUGACUAAUGAUUCAGAUGUCAAAAAUGCGGUUGACAUGGCAGUGUCCAAGUAUGGCAAGCUUGACAUUAUGUACAACAACGCCGGCAUAACCGGUGACUUAAACUUAUCAAUACUUGCUUCUAGUGACGAGUGCUUCAAAAGAGUCUUUGAUGUUAACGUCUAUGGAGCUUUCUUGGGUGCAAAGCAUGCAGCAAGGGUCAUGAUCCCAGCAAAGAGAGGGGUCAUUCUUUUUACUUCAAGUAUUGCUUCGAUACUUGGUGGCGAGGCGCCGCACGGUUACACUGCGUCAAAGCACGCGGUGCUAGGGCUUAUGAAGAGCUUGUGCGUGGAAAUGGGGGAGCACGGGAUUAGAGUCAAUUGCAUCGCUCCCGGAGUCGUUCUCACUCCGUUGCUGACCACUGAGUCAAAGAAGAGCAAGGAAGAAAUUAGGCGAGGUGUGUGCUCAGCGAUGGUGUUGAAAGAGUCGGUUCUUGAGGAGGAGGACGUCGCGGAAGCGGCACUUUAUUUGAGUAGUGACGAGUCCAAGUAUGUGAGUGGAGUGAACUUAGUUUUGGACGGGGGUUAUAGCACCACCAAUGGGUCAUUCACUUCAGCACUUAAAGCUUUCAGUAACGGCACCACCAACUAAUGGCCAUCAAGCAGCACUUGGUGGCCAUUUAUUUAUAUAUGAAAAUAAAACCUCGAUGAUGACCUUUAAUUUGUUUGGAGCAGCAUUUGCUGGCCAGUUAUAAUUUAUAUGUAUAAUUUGCGAGUUUCCUAUAAUGUAAGUGUGUGCUUGUACUAGUUAAGUGGUGUAUUGCAGCUUAUCAAAAAAAAAAAAAAUUAAAAUGGUGUAUUGCAUUACAAUUAAUCCCGAUUUUUAGAUAC